AUGCACGACCUUAACGGUCAAGUUGCCCUGAUUGCAGGCAUCGGAUGUGUCGGCGAAGGAUGGGGCAACGGCAUCGCAAUCGCCACCUUAUUCGCCCGUCAAGGCGCAACUUUGUUCGGUUGCGACUUAUCCUUGGAAGCUGCCGAAAAGUCCAAAGCGAAGAUUCUCGCAGAGAGUCCAAAAGCCGACGUCCGCGUCGUGCAAGGAGACGUGACGUCUUCCGCUUCGAUGGAGAACGUUGUGGCAGGCUGUAUGAAGGCUCAUGGCCGCAUCGACAUUCUCGUCAACAACGUCGGCCGAGCCGAGCCUGGGGAUCCUGCUACGAUGAGUGAGGCCGUCUGGGACAAACAGAUGGAGCUGAAUCUGAAGAGCGUCUACGUCAGCACGCACAUUGUCCUGCCUAUCAUGGAGAAGCAGGCCACCGGGGGUGCUGUGGUCAACAUUUCCUCCGUGGCUGGCCUGCGCUAUAUCGGUUCGCCACACAUCGCGUACUCCACGGCAAAAGCGGCAAUCCAUUCGUUCACCCGAUCAACAGCGGUUAUGUUUGCGAGGAAGGGUGUGAGAUUGAACACCGUCGUGCCCGGACUGAUCAACACGCCUCUGGUGAAGAUGAUAUUCGAGGAGAAAUUGGGCGAGGAUUAUGAGAAGAUUUCCAAACUCCGGGACGAGCAAGUUCCCAUGGGUCGAAUGGGAUCGGCUUGGGAUGUUGCAAACGCUGUGUUGUUUUUGGCGAGCAGAGAGGCCGGUUACAUUACUGGCACGGAAAUUGUUGUUGACGGCGGGUUCACUCAGAGCACCGGAAGAAUGUAA
This is a messenger RNA of Neohortaea acidophila, 810 nucleotides long. RefSeq names its product putative short-chain dehydrogenases/reductase. Gene Ontology annotation, molecular function: oxidoreductase activity, acting on the CH-OH group of donors, NAD or NADP as acceptor. Lineage: Eukaryota; Fungi; Ascomycota; Dothideomycetes; Mycosphaerellales; Teratosphaeriaceae. The coding region runs from base 1 to 810 and encodes 269 amino acids. The transcript has a single exon. The record is from RefSeq and is a predicted model, not a curated record.